This is a messenger RNA of Oikopleura dioica, 2283 nucleotides long. NCBI's taxonomy places the organism in Eukaryota, Metazoa, Chordata, Appendicularia, Copelata, Oikopleuridae. The record is from the annotation of a GenBank genome assembly.
AUGAGAAUUUCUGAGGAACGGGCGCUCGUUUUCGCGGAGCUCUCUGAAAGGAUGAACGCCAUUGUCUCGGCGAAAAUCUACGGGAGGGUUCUUCAUUCGGAGCUGGACGACGAUCAAUUGUCGGAAAAGACGAUCGAGUUCUACGACGACGGGAUCGGCUACGACAUUUACGAAAACGACGGCGUUUACACGGCGCUGGUGGACUUGAAUCAAGACGGCAAGCCCUCGAUGGUGAGCGUGAUCGCCAGUGGGCCCAACAUCACUGCCACUGUGGACAGACAAGUCUACCUCGGCCACGGGCAGAGCUUCGAAGAGUCGCCAGAGCAGCGCCUUCGCAGGAGUGUCCAGAGUCUCAUCCAGUCGAACACGCAAGUCGGAACUCUGAGCUUGAGUCCUUUCGGCAUCGAGCUGGUGCAUUUCCAGCGAGACAGCGAAAUGACGAUGCUGCGGGCGACCGUCGACGGCCGCAUCCAAAACCGAGAAGUGUUCUUGCGACUGCCAAACAGCACCGAAAUCCGCUGCUGCUUCGAAAAGGGCGAAAUCUCGUUCAAAAACGACGCCACGCACGAUCUAGUCGCGGCGGUUCUUGAGCAAGGCGCGCCAAGUGGCCAAUACAUCAUCAAACUCGAAAACACAGAGGACAUCACCAGAAACUUCCGAUACAAGAUCUUCUCGCAGAAAAAACUACCAGAGAAAAGAGCGCGGCAUAUCAGAAGCCCUGAUAUCCCACCAGAGAAAAGACAAGAUAGCCGUCCGAGGGUCGAAGAGCUGCGUUUUACGAGAUCGUCGAUUACAAGUGUCGACGGAAACUACAAACCCUGCUUGGACCAGUUCGAGCACUACUUGGGCAAGUGCUGGCUUUUCGUCGGAAACGAGAUGAAUUACGAAGGAGCGAGCACUUACUGUCGACAGAAAAGCGCUGCUCUCCCUUUUGUCAACUCCUCGGACUCGUUUUUCGCACUUUACGAUUUGGUCAAAUACAAGCAGAAAAACAGAAGACGAGUCCAAUUCCGUGGCCAUUGCUGGCCAAUACGAACCGAUAGAAGAGCCCAGCUACUACAAAGGGAAGUGCAAGUUUUUCAAGGAAGCACCGGCCAAGCGCUUUCGACGACUCAGGCUUGCGACAAAAACUACAUGAGUUUUUGCGUGAGGGAUGAAAUCGACAGUAUCGCGCCAAAUCAAAUUACGGACUUGUCGAUCAGAGCCGUCGCAGAAAAAGAGGAAAAAGACGUUUACAUGGACUACGCAAGUGCAGAUGGUAACUGGUCCUACAUUUUCUCGUGGACGAACCCGGACGAUUUCGGCGCGCGAAAUGAAGAGCGCGAAAUCGAGCUGCGCAUUGCUUUGGUCGAGGAGGCCCCUUUCGAAGAAUACCGCCUCAUCGAGCGCGUCCAGACCAUCGGCUUCAGCAACAUCAACCGCACGGCCAGAGAUAUCACCAGCUGUCCCAAGAACUUGCCCAUCGAUCUCGCCAUUUAUUUGGCGUUUGAGUCGGACGAGUUGAUCAACGCCACGGCCGUGCAGUUGCAUUCCUUCUUCAACGCCGCCUUGUUUUACGGAAGCCAGGAUUUUCAGGCGGAGUAUUUUGGCUACCGACCUUGGAAACAAAAAUCAGAAGAGAGCGGCCUCACCUCAGUUUUGGCCAACGAAACGACAGAUUUCUUCGUCGAAUUUGAAAAUCCCGGAAGACGCGACAGAUUCAAGUCCUUCAAAAUACUCAUUCAUGACAAAUCAUUCGGCAUGCAGAAUUAUUUUUCAAACUUGGAGAAACCGUUGACUUUUUGGAAGAGCGCGCCGGUCGAUGUCAGUAUCACGCUGGGAGAGUCUGCCGACGACCGUGGUGCCGACUUUGUUGGUCAAGCGGACAUCGGCCAAAUUGUGAAAGACCUUUGCCAGGCGGCAGACAAGUACAACCGCUACAUCAAAGUAGCAGCCUUGGAUCCGGCGAAAAACGUCGGCAGAGCUUCGCGAGCGCUGAUGAUUCCAGUGAAAAUGACGCCCGCCGAGUUCGAAGUCGAGCCGCCGCAGCGAAAAGAAGUCAAGGAAAAGAAAAGCGGGCCGAAAUUGGGUGGUGCUAUUGCUGGUGGUGUCACGGGUUUGCUGGUGCUCUUGGGCGGACUCACCGCCUGUGCGCUGUUUGGAGGAGCGCGCAAAAAGGGAGACAAGAAGGGCUCCAAGAAGAAGAAGUCGACGAAAAAGAGCAAGUCGAAGAAAACUGUCAGAAAACCGGGUAAAGUCAAUCCCGAAACCGCGGCGAAGAAGAAAAAGAAAAAAGGAAAAUAA